Molecule: messenger RNA, 5118 nt
Organism: Ooceraea biroi (clonal raider ant)
Lineage: Eukaryota; Metazoa; Arthropoda; Insecta; Hymenoptera; Formicidae
Gene: stumps
Product: DBB domain-containing protein stumps
Cellular component (GO): cytosol
Molecular function (GO): transmembrane receptor protein tyrosine kinase adaptor activity; fibroblast growth factor receptor binding
Source: RefSeq, a predicted model, not a curated record
GGCUCCCUCCAGGUCUGGCUUGUCAGUACUUCAAGAAGUGUUGUGCUGUACCAGUGCACGAUCCCUGACCGGGCACGAUCCCGUUAAAAAUUCGCGAAACUUAAACCGAAAAUUAAACAUAUGGGAUUUUCUCUAAAGUGAAUGAACGUUUUUCUUAUUCCGUAAAAUAAAUACAAUGGAGCGUCCGAAAUAUAUAAAGAAGAAGAAAAAGCUACUGCCUUAAUAUUUGCAAUGUGAAUUGAGUGAAUAGUAUGAGAUCGUGGAUGACAACGUAAUUGAUUGUUAUCGGUAAUCUUGUGACUUGGAUAAUUCAUUACGCUAAUUAAGAUCGUAAUUGGCUAUAUUAAUUAAACGUAUACAGAUACGUAGAUUGACUUUAAUAAAAGAUUACUCAGAAUAUUUUUGCAUCAUUUAUAUGUGAGAAAUCCUAAAUCAAUAUUCGAUCAAUCUAGAAAAAUAUAUUGAUUUGAAUUAUAUAAUUUAAUAUCAUAAAAAUAAAUAAGGCUGAAUGUACAUCUUUACACUAAGAUUACAAUAUUUUUUUAAAACAUUUUAUAAAAUAUAUUGAAGAACAUUAAACUCUGAAUAAAUAUGUAGAUAUUCAAAUUAGUUAAAGAUUGUAAAACAUAGAUGUGUUAUGCAAAGAAGAUAUACUUUAUGUGUAAUACAAAAGAAGAGAAAGAAAAAGCAAAUAAAAAAUUACAAUAUUUUACGAACUAAAAAAGUGCCACUUUAUUCAAGAAUAUUAAAGUGAUGUGACAUCGUUAUUUGUUAAAUGUUUCUUGUUUCAAGAAUAAAGAACUCGAUAGUGAUAUCGUAAAUACCACAAAUUGGAUAAAGCAGACAAUGUCAUGUGAAACGUGUGUGUAUUAAAGGUAUCCGUGGUAUCCAAAGAAGCGAUUGUAGAGGGAAGGUCAUCAUGGCAGUUGAUAAUCCGUGGUACUUCUCGCUGUCCGGCGGGGCAGCGUCGUCGACGAAAACGACGACGACGACGACGACAUCGACGUCGACGUCUUCGAGCAAGGGUCACGGCAGCGGUCUCUCCGCCCUGUUUCGACGAAGAGCUGGCAAAAUGGGUGCGGCUUCCUCUCAGGGUGGCAUCGCGGAACCCGAGUCCGGAGCAUCAAUGCACCACCAUGGGGGUGGUCGCGGCAGCAGCGCGUCAGCCGGGUCGACGCCGACGGAGGAGCACGUUUCAAUGCUAUCGCGAAACAUUACGAUCCAUCCCGGAUGCGGGAAGAGAAGAAGCUUCCGGAAUCUCUUCAGAUCGAUGAGCGCGAAUGCAGACCAUGCAGAGAAAACGCAGAAAUUCCUGAAAGGCGACCCGAGGCCAUCCGAUGUUGCACCGCUGGCAUCAUAUUUGCCACAUAGAUCGUAUUCGCAUUCUGAGAAAGAUCGGCAUCGGCCUGGCCGAGAUAGAAGAGCUUUGAAGUCUACUAGCGAGCUUCUGUCCAAUGAUAUGAUUUACUGCGGUUUAGCGGAAAAUUCGAAAAAUCAUAAUGGUGACGAUAACAAUAGCAACAACGAUGACAAUAGCAACGAUGAUGAUGGUACCGCAGAUGUCUUUCUCAGUGUGGAUAACUCCAGGUACUACAACCUUUCUUCCACUCUUCCCAUGGCCAGUUCAACAACCGCAUGUCGCAGAAGGCACUCAAUCGGCACUUUUCUUGGAAAAGAAGCGUGCGCGUUUAAUAACGCUGUGAUCACUGGUGGACGACAGCAAACGGGAGGAUCCAGAAAUUUGUUGGAAACAGACCCAGCAGCAACUCCUAUGUUAAUUGAUGAUAUCGAUGGCAUCCCCUGCAACGAAAACGAACAAAUGUCUUGCAACAAGAUCAGGCGUAGAAGAUAUAGAAAUGCCUCCAAUAAAGGACCACAAUCAGGAACUACCGUAUCGAAGGAUGGACAUGGGGAAGAUGACGUUCUUUUUGUAUCCAGCAAGGAAAGCGAAGCUUCCAAUCUAUGGGUUAAAUACUUAACAGCAUGUUUCGAGCAAAUCAGUCGUCAACAAGGAAGACCUCCGUUUAAAAUACGUCAUCUAGUGAUCGAGGAACCAAUAGCUCCGAAAACGGAGAAGAAGAUCCGAUCGUCCCGUCUCCAGAUCGUUGUCGUCUGUCCAAUAUUGUUGGAUCGCAUCCGGAUCAGUCCCGAGCAUGCGGUUCAUCUGACCAGUCAUCUGGUCGCCGAGAAAGUCCUAGCGAUGAUGCUGGGCGUUCACGAUAGCCACAUCAACGAUUCUCAUAGAUCCAAUCUGGUCUCCUACGAUCAGUGGAGGAAGUUCUUCGUGAAGGAUCAGGAUGAAACGUUUGUGGGUGAAUUGCUGGGUGCGGCGAUCGCCAUUCUGGGCACUGCGCCGCCAGCAACCCUCAGAAAUGACAAAACUGCAUUUUCCGUGCACCCGAAAAAAGUCAAACUAGGGCAAAACAAAAUAAUAGCUUUGCUAAAUGACCCAUUGAGUCCGGAGGAUAAUGUUUCGGUAGUCGUCGAUCGUUGCGGCGACGCGAUCGAUAUAAGUAACGUGAAAAGAAGAAAUCCUUAUGCACUGCAAUUUUCGAUACCAGAGAAAUGUCUCGAAGUGUCCAUGCUGGUUGGCGUAAGGAUAUCUAAAAACGGCUGUGCGCUCGGUGUUAGACAAGUCAAAUGCGAAAGCCGACUCAGAGAACUCGACCAAAUCCUCCGGGCGUACGAUAAUCCUCUUGAAUUUAUGUGCCAGACUUUCGGCUUCAGUUCCACUGAUCGAGAACAAUUGGACAACUGGAUGGUCCAUGCGUUUCAGAAGAACAUGCCACCGCAUUUCAGUCUCUUGUCGACUCCGAGCGGCAUGGUGCCCGCACAUAGAAAUCAUACAAGCUCAGAAGAAAAUCCAACGUUUCUGCAUUUCGCCGCACGGUUCGGCCUGGAAAAGCUAGCGUGGCAACUACUUGAGUGUCCGGGUGGCGAUCUAGCGUGCGACUUGAAGAACGUCUCCGAUCUAACACCAGCUGAUCUCGCCGAGCAAGCUGGGCACACGAGACUGGCACAUCAACUGCGGGGCUACAUGCAAAUGAACGAGUUCACCAACAUGUACAGCUACCUCAAAGUCAUAAGUCAAACGACGAACCGAUCAACAGGAACGAAUUCAGCCACGGAUGUCCCAUCAGUGAUUGCGAACGAGAUCAACAACGAACAGGAAGAUUACUGCCAACCGAGACCUUUGAGUGAAGUUUACUUGGUUCCACCGGUCGCACGACCGGUAACGACUCUAAUUCCGACUAUGCUAACGACGACGAUCGCUAAUAUGACAGCAGACAGAUCUUUAAAUUCGAAUUAUUCAACCGUACCAACACCAAUGCCAGUUAUGUUCUCAUCUGCAUCUUCUGUUACAUCAAACGGACUGGACCUAUCCUUCCAGGGUUACAUGAAGAUGCAUGCCGGUGCUAAAACAACAACAACGAACAAUGCAAAUCUACCGUCAUCCCGUACAGAUACGCCCACACAAGAUACUCGCCAAGAAGUUCAUCAGAAUUCCUUGGGAGCACGGGAGGACAAUUGCAGCCAGAAAAUAUGUUAUAAUCUUCCGUACGGCAGAACGUCGUCUAACAGUAGCACCAAAUCCAGAGAGCCAUCAGGUCCGCAGGACGAGCUCCUAGAGAUCAUAAACGACUUCAAGAAUAACGUUUUCACCAUAUCCGAAGUAGAGAGACUCGUUGAGAAUUGGCAGAAGCGAAACGAUGUGCAGCAAAGCUUUAAAGACAAACAGCGACAGCUCAUGGCGAUGAGGGAGGAAUACGACAGAAUACAGAAAAAAUUGAAGGAAGAAAUGAAGACUCCGACGCCGUUCGAUAAGAUACGAAAAUUUUUCUCCAAGGGGAAAAAAGAUGCGAAGGAAUCUGCUACUACUGUCACCGAUUUGUCUUCAAGCAAAUCUGAAGGUAUUAAUGGUGGAUUAGCUGAUCAUCGACCUGUUAGUAGUUUAAGUCUUCGCAGCGUUUCCAGUUCAUCAUCAUCCGGCAGAAUGAGCACUAUUAGCGGCUGCAGCGGCCUUAGCUUGAGUGACAGCGGAACUCAUUCCGAUUCCGAAGACAGAAAGCUGCAAAAUGCCAGAGAUGAGAAGGCUAGCAUGACAUUUUACGAAAUACCACCUACGCCUAAACCAUUCACGGGCAAAUCUCUACUAGCAUCCGGGUAUUCCCCAUUACCGAUUGUCUCUGUCACGCGUGAUCUUGAUUUGCGCCAAGUGCAAUCACUGUCCAAAGCUGAUCACGAGCAUUACAUCGCAUUUCCACCAUCGGGAUUACCCGUUUACGCGUUUAAGGCGAAUGGCUCUCCGAGGGAACCGGAUACACCGAGCUCACCAUGCGAACGUCCAAAAUAUCCUGAUUUUGCGCAAAACGUUAUUAUUCCAUCAGACAAACAUCAAGAAGAAACCAACGCGAUGAAGCAACACACUAACAACAAUAAUUACGUGAACACCGACCCGUCACCAUCGAACGGUACUCCAAUUCCAUCGGGGAUGUGCAUCCCAGAUUGUGCAAAUGGCAAUGUUGCAGCAUCCGCCGAUUCUGCUCAUGUGGACCAAGAGAACGCGAAAGAGCGUCACAGCGAUUUUAACGAUACCUGCGGCCACGAUACUGAGGCGUGCUCUGAAAUUACAAGGAUGAAACCAUCGCUGUCUCAAUCUACUGUUGACGAGGUCGAUUCUGCGCCUGUCAGCCAGGGUCAAGAAGGCGCUGGAGUGAUAUAUGACCAACAACACGUGCCAGCGGACUCGAUGAGCGUUGUGAGAAACACGAGUAAGGUCAGCGAGACCAGAAUGCCGGAAUACAUGAACCUUGCCGUCAAUAUGGGUCAAGAUGUCAUCAAUACCCUUGGCGCCAUACCAAAGAAACUGCCUGGACCACCUGUACCGCCGAGAGGUAUGACUUUUCACGUAUUUCAUGCAAACGGGGCAAUGCACAACGAGCAGUAGUACAAAAUGUUAUAUAAUAAUAUAACAUGUUGUUAAUAAUUAAAUUAACACACAUAUGUAUAAAAUGUUAAUAUAAGACACUCAAAUACUAUAAGUUGUUUAAGUUUUCCUUUUACAUGUUUGUAAUCUUGGGAAAUACAUUUUAUAAGAUGAAUCAUCUGAUCUAUUGA